Molecule: messenger RNA, 3184 nt
Organism: Zerene cesonia (dogface butterfly)
Lineage: Eukaryota; Metazoa; Arthropoda; Insecta; Lepidoptera; Pieridae
Product: zinc finger protein 836-like
Exons: 3
Coding region: 140-2245 (701 amino acids)
Biological process (GO): regulation of transcription by RNA polymerase II
Cellular component (GO): nucleus
Molecular function (GO): zinc ion binding; DNA-binding transcription factor activity; RNA polymerase II cis-regulatory region sequence-specific DNA binding
Source: RefSeq, a predicted model, not a curated record
ACUAUUUCCGGUGGGAUCUUGUACCGCGUUGUAUAGCAGCCAUCUUGCUACGCUCUCUUGUCUAUAAAUUGCAAUAGAUCGUCUUUAUGGACAAGAUUUUCCUGGCGGAAUAGUAAUGUACGAUACUUUCUAAUCAAAAAUGGAAUCGUGGUCAAAUUUAUGUCGGUGCUGUCUUUCGCCGGACACUACUGUGUCAAUAUUAGACAACAAUGAAAAUGUUAAAGAGAAGUUUUUGGAAACAACAUCUAUUGAGGUAAGGGAGGACGACAGGCUACCUCAAAGGCUGUGUGACUGUUGCUUUACAAUUAUGAAAUCAGCUCAUGAAUUUAGAGAACAAUGUUUAAAGAUGGACACUGAAUUGAAAACACAACUUGAUACAAUUCCUGUUGAUAUUAAAGAUGAGUUACUGUCUCAGAUUGAAAGACAUAUGAAUUCUAACCAAAAUAUGACUGAAGAGGACAAAGCGAAGGAAUCUAUGAAGAAAUUAGAAUCCAUUAUUAAAACGGAACCCAUGGAUGACGAUGAUUAUUAUUAUGUCUUAGUUAUUGAUGAUCCUAAGGACCAAGAUGAUAAGAAUGAUAAGAAACCGCUUUCUCCUCCACAUCCUAUUAAAAAAGAAAUUGAACAUGAAGAUGUCAAUAUUUGCAUAAAUGAAGAUUCAAAUUCGCAGAAUGCUGAUACAAAUGAAUUUGUCAUACAAAAUGAUUCAUUGCAGAGUUGUAUUGAUUCAUUCUUAAUAUCAAACACAAAAGUUUCAGCGAGUGUUCCGGAAACUAUUUUAGAAAACGAAGAAGGGCAUGAAAAUGAAGUUGAUUUUGUGAAUGCACUGGAUAUUGUCGACUCAAAUGAAGACCAGCUUAUUACAAUUGACAAUGCCAACAAUAAAGACAAUCCUAUAACUGUUACUCUUGCCGAUGGAGUUAAAGAGUUUAACUCGAGAAAUUUGAUCAAAAUUGUUACUCCAUCUGGUCUUGAAAAGACGAUACUACUAAAAAAUGAUGAAGGUGUUAAGUAUUUAACAACAACACAGGAAGAAUCCAAUGAUAAUGACGACAAUAUGUCACAAGAAGAAAUAAUAUUGUGUGAGGGUGAUGAUAAUUCACAGUUUCAGAUAUUAAAAGUAGAUGGUUCAGAAUUUGUGAUUGAAUACACGGAUGAGGGUCAGAUAGCAACUGUUCUGCAACAAGAAGAUGGGACGUUCCUCUGCGAUUGUGGAGAACAGUUUGAAGAUUUAGCUGAGUUUGAAAAACAUCAAUACAAACAUAACCCAGCAGGUGAACAUUUAUGUAACCUGUGCGGCAAAGGUUUCGAAACUGCGGAAAUAUUGACUGGCCAUACACUACUCCAUAGAUCAACUGGGCCAGUUGUUUCCUGUCCGUUCUGUAACCAAGUUGUUAGACGGAACGGCCUAACCCAACAUAUAAAAUACACUCACAACACCAAGCCCCAAUGUGAGCUUUGCCAGAAGACAUUUGCGAACCAGAAUAACUUGAAACGGCAUAUGAUAAUACAUAGCGGAAUCAAGGAAUUUGUCUGUGAUAUAUGUUCCAAAAGAUUCAAUCAAAAAAUCACAAUGCAAACGCACAGAUUGACACACAUCAAUUCAACAACUUGUAACCUCUGUGACACAGUGUUUGAAGAUAAAGCUGCUCUAACAUUGCAUAAAGAAUCCGACGAAUGUACAAGAUCAAAAAUCCAUCUUGUCAAAGAAGAAUUAAUGAAGACCGUACGGCAAGAAGUAACAACGAAUUUGGGAAAACUAUUGGGUUAUGCGUGUUCAAUAUGUAAGAAGAUGUUCUCGCUCGAAUCAGCGUUGGACCAUCACAUAGAAAAAACGCAUAUUAUAGAAAAAUUGGAAGAUAAAAAGGGUAAUAAACAAAUGAAGAGAUUCGAAUGCACAAUCUGCGGCAAGAGAUGUGCGAGUCAAGCUAUGUUGAUAAUGCACGAACGUGUCCACACAAAUGAGAGGCCGUUCCCUUGUCAAUUGUGUUCACUACGAUUUAAGACCAAGACGCACUUACGAACGCAUCAAUUAACGCAUACCAGAGAGAAAAAGUUUGGAUGUUCGGUUUGUAUGAAGUUCUUUGCGCUAAAAGGUAACUUGGUGGUGCAUUUACGCACUCACACAGGAGAGAGGCCGUAUGUAUGCACAAUUUGCGGAGAAGCAUUUAUCGAUUCUAAAUAUUUGAAAAAACACAAAUUGAGAAAGCAUUCAAUUGAUAAUAUGCCUUGGAAUAAGUACUGAAGAGGUUUUGUGCUAUCUCAUAGAAUAUUUUCACAGAAAUCGUUGAUUAAGUGUGUUCGAAGGUGGAAUUUUGUUUUAUAUUAGUAACUAAUAUAUACAAAGCGCAAAGCGUACUGUAUAAGUCGUACUUGAUAGAGUAGCCAACUGCAGACCUCAAAUAAAAUGUAAUUUUUUAAUGAUAUAGCAAUAAAUAGGGUUAGAAUAAAUUGAUAAUGCUAUACACAUAGGCGUUAUGACUGACAAUUUUGUAGAAAACUUGAAUUUUUUAUGAAUUGUAAUAUAAGUACAGGCAAUAGCAAUAUUUGUAAUGUUUAUUUUGAAUUUUUGUAAUGUAACGAAGUUUUUAGCGUUUGACUUCUAAAGUAAUGGACUAGGUAUUUAAGUGUUUCUUUAUACAUUAUUGGCUGAAGAUUUUUCUGGAUAAUUAUUGUACAAAAAACUUAUUUGCAAUGUAACUUUACGAUUUAUUGUAACUGUAACAAAAAUUAAACUAGAAACGAUUAUCUCAUUAUUUUGAAGUAUUAUAAAGUGAAAAUUUAUUAAUAUUAUAAACUUCUCUUCUCUGUUAAAAAAGCGACAGGAAUAUCCAAAGAAAUUUAUUUCUUCAGGUCAAUAAUUAGUAUAUUCUGUGGUGAUAUUGUCGUAUGUAUUUUAAUUCCAAACUUAAGUUGUGUUGAAUACCAAAAUUAAUAAUUUUUAGUUGUUAGGAUUUCGUCGAAACAAAUAAAUUAGGGUUAUUAGUUGAUAAUAAUGUAAAGCUGAAGAGUUUGUUUGAAUGCGCCAAUCUGAGGAACUACCUGGACCGUUUUAAAAUUUCGUUCGCCAUUGUAUGUACUUUGGGCGAAUCCGGGGCGGUCCGUUAUAGUUGAUAUGUAGAGACUGGAUACGCAUGUAAAACUAGGUAUGAAUUUUUAUACUUGAAUAAAAAUUUAUAUAUAA